Molecule: messenger RNA, 1846 nt
Organism: Drosophila willistoni
Lineage: Eukaryota; Metazoa; Arthropoda; Insecta; Diptera; Drosophilidae
Gene: Ate1
Product: arginyl-tRNA--protein transferase 1
Exons: 7
Coding region: 137-1663 (508 amino acids)
Biological process (GO): protein arginylation
Cellular component (GO): cytoplasm
Molecular function (GO): arginyl-tRNA--protein transferase activity
Source: RefSeq, a predicted model, not a curated record
UGGCAAAAUUUCGCAAUAUCAGUCAGGUUUAAUUUUUUUUCUUUUAUUUUUUUUUGUAUUGAAUUUUGCACUUAAAUGGAAUGGAUUGAAAUAAAAAUAGAGGAAUUUAAGAAAAAUAGUUAAGAAAUCAAACAAAAUGGCUACUAGCAUUGUGCAGUACUUUGGCGAGCAGGAGAGCAAAUGCGGCUACUGCACGGGGACUAACUGUAGCAAAUCUCACGGUAUGCAUGCUUAUCGCUUGGAUUGUCAAGAUUAUCAAGAUCUUAUUGAUCGUGGAUGGCGCCGAUGCGGAAACUACUGCUAUAAGCCGAUAAAUGAUGCAACCUGUUGCCCCUGCUACACCAUCAAAUGCGAUGCCUUGGAGUUCAAACUGACCAAGUCCAAUAAGCGUACAUUACGCCGCAUUAACAAAUUCUUACGUGAUGGCAAGCGAGAGUCAAAGGAACAAGAUGAUGACCUUGACCCAUCGGCCUCGGCAAAUGCAACCUGUGAUGAGGGAAGUAACGUCAAUAUCAGCGAACCACAACCUCAGCUGCCCGAUCGAAAGCCCACUGCCAUAGAUGUUGAGCAGGUGGCCACCAAUUUGGCUCAAGAGAAGAAGAAUGUCCAAGAAAAACCUUCUGGCGAAGAACUAAAGAAGGCAGAACGAGCCAUCAUCGGUGGAUCAUCAGUGGCAUCUACAAAAUGUGAGUCAUUAUAUUUUCGACUUCCUUUGUUAACUCUAAAUUUUCUCUUAGCUGGUGGUAUUGGCUCGAAUCCGCCCCGUAAAAAGGCCAAACAAAUGCGUCUGGAGCGAAGGCAAGCCAAAUUGGGAUCAAAUGCAGAACGUCUAGAGAAACCCAAAUCUGCUACAGCCGAGAAAAGUUUGCGCGACUUUUUGAAUACUCCCAGAGACACGGAUAAACAUAAACUAAAGAUAGUUUUGGUCGAUUCGUCAGACACACAGCGCACUUGUUCGGAUGAAGUGCAUAUGUUAUACCGCAAAUAUCAAAUAGCCAUUCAUAAUGAUAAUCCCGCACGACUUACACUAGCUAGUAUGCAGCGCUUUUUGGUUAAUUCCCCCCUCAAGCACGAACAACCAUCAGAUGGUCCAGAUAAAGGCUAUGGCUCAUUUCAUCAACAAUAUUGGCUAGAUAAUAAACUAAUUGCUGUUGGCGUAAUCGAUAUAUUACCAAGUUCAGUUAGCUCUGUGUACUUUUUCUAUGAUCCUGACUAUAGUUUUUUGUCACUGGGAACGUAUGGAUCUUUGAGAGAAAUUGACUUGGUACAAUCAUUUGCUGCCCAGGUGCCAGAAUUAAAGUAUUAUUAUAUGGGAUUUUAUAUACACUCCUGUCCCAAAAUGCGUUACAAGGGCAAACUAUCGGCCUCGUAUUUGCUUUGCCCCGAGACCUAUACCUGGCUAGAGCUAACUAAUGAUAUGUGUGCGAAACUAGAUGAAACCAAGUAUCAACGUUUGUGUCCAGAUCCCGAUGUCAAAGAUGUUGAUGAGUUUUUGGAAGAUGAACAUUUGAAUAAUGUUAUGUUGCUGCGUGAUGCCAAAUCUUUUACGACCUAUGGUCGUCUUGUGCAGCUCUGUGGAUUUGAUAGUGAACGCGAUGUGAUUAUUGAAUACAGCAAAUUGGUGGGCAAAACCUGUGCCCUACGCAUGAUUUACGUAAAGUGAUAUAUAAAUCAUAUAAAAAAAAAAUGUUAUGAUAAUAAUAACACCUCUUUGAAAUUGUUUUUUUUUUAAAUUGUAAUAAUAAUUGGUUUUUAUUUUUCUCCCAUUUGUUAAGCUUAGCUAAAACAGUUUUUAAACAUGAAAAUACAGCUUUAUAAAAUAUAAUACUCAGUAAAAAUUGAUAAA